Molecule: messenger RNA, 6476 nt
Organism: Alosa sapidissima (American shad)
Lineage: Eukaryota; Metazoa; Chordata; Actinopteri; Clupeiformes; Clupeidae
Biological process (GO): regulation of apoptotic process
Molecular function (GO): protein binding
Source: RefSeq, a predicted model, not a curated record
UCUCUCACACACACACACACACAAGUCCAAGAGGGCAGACGAGACACGGGUCAGAGGUCAGAGGGACUCUGCUGUAGAACACAGAUGGACACCAGAGGAGGCAGAGGUCCAUGAGAAAUUCCGAUCCACAUUGAAGAGCAAGUUUCAGCAUCUGGUUGAGGGAAUACCUAAUCUGGGAGAAUCCAGACUCCUCCAUGAGAUCUACACAGAUCUCUACAUCACAGAGGGAGGAGGAGGGGUCAAUAAUGAACAUGAGGUCAGACAGAUAGAGAGAGCAUCCUGGAGAGAAGCAGCACGAGGCAGACCAAUCGAAUGCAGUAACAUCUUUAAACCCUUAUAUGGACAACACAUACCCAUCAGAACAGUGCUGAUAAAGGGAGUGGCUGGCAUUGGGAAAACAGUCUCUGUGCAGAAGUUCAUCCUGGACUGGACUGAAGGAGAAACCAAUCAGGAUGUCCACUUCAUAUUUCCUCUUCCUUUCCGAGAGCUGAACCUGAUGAAGGAGAAGAAACUCAGUCUGGUGGAGCUUCUUCAGCACUUUUUCCCAGAGAUAAAAGAUUCAAAAAUCUUCAGUUCAAAGCACAGAAUCAUGUUCAUCUUUGAUGGUCUGGAUGAGUGUCGACUUCCUCUAGAUUUCCGUUCCAAGCUGAAAUGUUGUGAUGCGACAGAGCCAGUCUCAGUGGACGUGCUGCUUACAAACCUCAUCAAAAGGAAUCUGCUUCCCUCUGCUGUCUUCUGGAUCACCACUCGACCAGCAGCAGCCAGUCAGAUCCCUUGUGAGUUUGUGGACCAGGUGACAGAAAUAAGGGGAUUCAAUGACCCACAGAAAGAGGAGUACUUUAGGAAGAGAAUCGGUGAUGAGAACCUCGCCAACAGAACCAUCACACACCUGAAGUCAUCCAGGACUCUCUACAUCAUGUGCCACAUUCCAGUCUUCUGCUGGAUUUCAGCCACUGUGGUAGAGAGAACAUCAUUUGAAUCAGAAAAAGUAGAAAUGCCAAGAACUCUCACUCAAAUGUACACUCACUUCCAGAUCAUUCAGACUAAUAUCAGAAAAGAAAAAUACACAGAAAGAAAAGAGAAAGAUGAAGAGAUGAUUUUCAAACUGGGGAAACUGGCGUUCCAACAGCUGGAGGAAGGAAAUCCGAUCUUCUAUGAGGAAGACCUGAGAGAAUGUGGCAUUGAUGUCACAGAAGCAUCAGUGUACUCAGGAGUGUGUACUCAGGUCUUCAGAGAGGAGUCUUUGCUGUACCAGGGGAAGGUGUUCAGCUUUGUGCAUCUGAGCAUCCAGGAGUUUCUUGCAGCUUUAUAUGUGUUCAUCUGCUUCAGAAGCAUAGAGAGAAGCAUGUCUGACCAACAGCAAACCUCUCAGCUCUCUGCCCUAUUCAGAGCUGCAACACUGCAGGACCUACACAAGACUGCAGUGGACCUGGCCUUACAGAGUGAGAAUGGACACCUGGACCUUUUCCUCCGCUUCCUUUUGGGCCUUUCACUGGAGUCCAAUCAGAAUCUCUUAAUGCACCUACUGCCACAGACAAUACGUCAACCACAGAGCUCAGAGCAAACAGUCCAGUAUGUCAAACAGAAGAUCAGAGAUCAACAUAAUUCAGACAGAAAGAUCAACCUGUUCUACUGUCUGAAUGAGCUGAAUCGUCAUGCUGUAGUGGAGGUGAUUGACAGGAGCUCAGGAGCUCUGUUUGUAGACACGCUCAUACCAGGAGAGUGGACGACUAGUAGAUUUGAGUUUAAGAUGUCAGAAGAGCAGCUGAAUGAGCUUGACCUGCAGAAGUACAUAAAGACACCAGAGACUGAUCAGACUGAACUCCUCAGUCCAGAUGAAGUUCUUCAGAGGCUGGUUCCAGUGGUCACAGCAUCCACAUCAGCCAAGCUGCAGUAUUGUUCCCUCACAGAGAAGAGCUGUGCUGUGAUGGCGUCAGCUGCCAGAUCAAACUCCUGCAGUUUGAAGGAGCUGAACCUGAGUACCAAUUAUGAGCUUCAUGAUGGAGUUCAGCAUCUCUCAGAGCUCCUCAAGAAUCCCCACUGCAAACUGGAGAAACUAGAGCUGCAUAGUUGUUCCCUCACAGAGAAGAGCUGUGCUGCGAUAGCGUCAGCUGCUGGAUCAAACUCCUGCAGUUUGAAGGAGCUGAACCUGAGUAACAAUGAGCUUCAUGAUGCAGGAGUUCAGCAUCUCUCAGAGCUCCUCAAGAAUCCCCACUGCAAACUGGAGAAACUAGAGCUGUGGAGUUGUUCCCUCACAGAGAAGAGCUGUGCUGCGAUAGCGUCAGCUGGCAGAUCAAACUCCUGCAGUUUGAAGGAGCUGAACCUGAGUGAGAAUGAGCUUCAUGAUGCAGGAGUUCAGCAUCUCUCAGAGCUCCUCAAGAAUCCCCACUGCAAACUGGAGAAACUAUUGCUAAGAGGGUGUUCCCUCACAGAGAAGAGCUGUGCUGCGCUGCGAGCGUCAGCUGCCAGAUCAAACUCCUGCAGUUUGAAGGAGCUGAACCUGAGUGCCAAUGAGCUUCAUGAUGCAGGAGUUCAGCAUCUCUCAGAGCUCCUCAAGAAUCCCCACUGCAAACUGGAGAAACCAGAGCUAAGAUGGUGUUCCCUCACAGAGAAGAGCUGUGCUGCGCUGCGAGCGUCAGCUGGCAGAUCAAACUCCUGCAGUUUGAAGGAGCUGCACCUGAGUGCCAAUGAGCUUCAUGAUGCAGGAGUUCAGCAUCUCUCAGAGCUCCUCAAGAAUCCCCACUGCAAACUGGAGAAACCAGAGCUGUGGAAUUGUUCACUCACAGAGAAGAGCUGUGCUGUGAUUGCUUCAGCUGCCAGAUCAAACUGCAAUUUAAUGGAGCUGGACCUGAGUGAGAAUGAGCUUCAUGAUGCAGGAGUUCAGCAUCUCUCAGAGCUCCUCAAGAAUCCCCACUGCAAACUGGAAACAGUAGUGCUGGAGGAUUGUUCCCUCACAGAGAAGAGCUGUGCUGCGAUAGCGUCAGCUGCCAGAUCAAACUCCUGCAGUUUGACGGAGCUGAACCUGAGUGGCAAUGAGUUUCAUGAUGCAGGAGUUCAGCAUCUCUCAGAGCUCCUCAAGAAUCCCCACUGCAAACUGGAGACACUAAAGCUGAUGACAUGUGGCCUAACAAAGAAGAGCUGCGAUGUAAUAGCAUCAGCUGCCAGAUCAAACUCCUGCAGUUUGAAGGAGCUGAACCUGCGUGACAAUGAGCUUUAUGAUGAAGGAGUUCAGUAUCUCUCAGAGCUCCUCAAGAAUCCCCACUGCAAACUGGAGAAACUAGAGCUGAGUAGUAAUAUCCUCACAGAGAAGAGCUGUGCUGCGAUAGCAUCAGCUGCCAGAUCAAACUCCUGCAGUUUGAAGGAGCUGCACCUGAGUCACAAUGAUCUUCAUGAUGCAGGAGUUCAGCAUCUCUCAGAGCUCCUCAAGAAUCCCCACUGCAAACUGGAGAAACUAGAUCUGAGUAGUAAUCGCCUCAAAGAGAAGAGCUGUGCUGCAAUAGCAUCAGCUGCUACAUCAAACUCCUGCAGUUUGAAAGAGCUGGACCUGAGUUUCAAUAUACUUCAUUGUGCAGGAGUUAAGCAUCUCUCAGCAUUCCUCAAAAAUUCCCACUGCAAACUGGAGAAACUUGAGCUGAUUGGUUGUUCCCUUACAGAGAAGAGCUGUGCUGUGAUAAGCAAAUCGAACUCCUGUAGUUUAAAGGAGCUGGAUAUGAGUAAAAAUAAACUUUGUGAUGCAGGAGUUAAGCAUCUCUCAGAGCUCUUCAAGAAUCCCCUCGACAAACUGGAGAGACUAGUGCUGAGAGACUGUGCCCUCACAGAGAAUAGCUGUGCUUCGAUUGCGUCAGCUGUCAUAUCAAACUCCUGCAUUUUGAAGGAGCUGUACCUGAGUUUCAAUAAGCUUCGUGAUGCAGGAGUUCAGCAUCUCUCAGAGCUCCUCAAGAAUCCCCACUGCAAACUGGAGACACUAGAGCUGGAGGAGUGUUCCCUCACAGAGAAGAGCUGUGCUGCGAUAGCGUCAGCUGACAGAUCAAACUCCUGCAGUUUGAAGAUACUCGACUUGAGUAGAAAUAAGCUUCAUGAUGCAGGAGUUCAGCAUCUCCACGACCUACUCAAGAAUCCCCACUGCAAACUGGAGAAUCUAGAGCUGAGAACGUGUUCUCUCACAGAGCAGACCUGUGCUGCGAUAGUGUCAGUUGCCAGAUCAAACUCCUGCAGUUUGAAGAAGCUGGACCUGAAGGGCAAUGCAGGAAUUCAGCAUGUCUCAGAGUUCCUCAGUAAUCCCCACUGCAAACUGGAGACACUAGUGCUGAUGAGUUGUUCCCUCACAGAGAAGAGUUGUGCUGCGAUAGCGUCAGCUGCCAGAUCAAACUCCUGCAGUUUGAAGGAGCUGGACCUGAGUGACAAUGAGCUUCAUGAUGCAGGAGUUCAGCAUCUCUCAGAGCUCCUCAAGAAUCCCCACUGCAAACUGGAGAAAGUAGUGCUGCAUAGUUGUUCCCUCACAGAGAAGAGCUGUGCUGCGAUAGCGUCAGCUGCCAGAUCAAACUCCUGCAGUUUGAAGGAGCUGAACCUGAGUGACAAUGAUCUUCAUGAUGCAGGAGUUCAGCAUCUCUCAGAGCUCCUCAAGAAUCCCCACUGCAAACUGGAGAAACUAGAAGUGGAUGUUGGUAUCUUCCUAAAGGAGAGUCCAGCAGCAGCAGCAGCCUCUGCUAGCAGCUCCCACUCAGAUGCUGCAGAGCUGCACCUCAGAGACAAAGCCCAGCAGGACCCAGGAGCACAGCUGCUCUCUCUGGACACUCACACGGAGGAACACCUCAUUGAUGCCCCACAGAGGAGCUGUGAAUCCUGUGCUGAAGUUCCAGACUCCAGCCACUGGGUCCUGUUGAAGCCUGAAGUCUCCACAGAUGAGAGUGUCUCCACCUAUAGCCUGAGCUCUCCUGCAGGGAGCUAUGAGUGCUCAGAGUCUGGUCUGCGCUGGACAUGUGAUGGUCCAGUCACCCUGCAGUACUGCUUCAUGGACUGGCAUGUCUUUGCUGAAGAACUGGCCCACAUGCAGUCCAGACCAGCUGGUCCUCUGAUGGACAUCAGGGUCAUGUCAGGAGAGCUGGAGGAGAUCCACCUGCCACAUUUCCUCUGUUUGGGGGGUUUUGAGGCGUCUGUGGGUGAUGCUGUGAGGGUCCUGCAUGGGCGGGAGAGUGGAGUGUGUGUGGAGGUGUGUGAGCUGACCCGACACCAUGCCAGGCUUCUCCACCCCUCCUUCUCUCUGUUAGGGCUGGUGUAUUACCUGAGGGAUCUGUUUUCUCCCAAAGUCCACUGUGAGCUGCUGCUCUUCUGCACCUGCAACGCUCCCCUGGUUCUCCAGGCCUACCUGGUGCCGACCUACCCGAACGACCCAGCUCACAUCCGGGCCAUCCUCCAGAAGGAUGUGGAGAAGGAGAAGACAGGGGUGUGGAUCGACAAACCCCGCGUCUUGGGCUCACUCCGGGAGAUGGACACCUUUUGUGUGAGGACAUCGUGCCCAUCUGAGAUUCAGCCCGAGAAGAUGAACCUGUGGCCGCUCUCCACUGGUAACUUCUGUGAGGUGUACAUGGAGCAGCCAGAGAAGGAAUUUGAUAUGGAGGUCAUCAGCUCUCAACAGCCCAUCUGGACAGUCAAGAUCCGCAGACGUGACUACUGCAAGCCCAGCAGGAGCCCAGGACAGGGCAGCAGCCAGGGGACAAACACAGAGCGGCUGGCCCAGGUGCGGCCCGGCCUCAUCAGCGGAGUGUCCAGAGGAGUCCUGAGGAGCACGCUGGACCGUCUCCAGGCCCACAGGCCUCCUGUGCUGAGCAGCAGGGAGGCUGAAGAGGUCCUGCAGAGGAGCCAGGUGCUGCAGGACCAGGUGAGCUGCCUGGUGGACAUGGUGCACAGGAAGGGAGAUACAGCCUGCAGCAUCAUGCUGGCCCUGCUGGAGGAACUGGACCCCCACCUGCAUGGAGAGCUGCGCCUGUGAGCACCUGCAGGGGGCGCCCCUCUCACUCUGUGCUCAGUGUGUCAGCACCAGGAAAGUGUUUGCAUGUGUCUAAGUCAGAGAGAGAGAGGGAGAGAGAGAAAGAGAGGGAGAGACAGAGGGAUGGUACCUGUGAGUUGGACUUGAUAAGGAGAGAGAGAGAGAGAGAAAGAGCAGUACAGCUAUUACUCAUUUUGCAUCACACCUUAUCUCAGGAAAGUUGGGUGUUUGUAUUAGGACUGGGCGAUAUGGCUGAAAACUGUAUCACGAUAUAAGUAUUUCAUAUCAAUCGAUAUAGAUAAUUAUUGAUUUUUAAAAAUCUAUUUCAGAUAAGACCAGAAGGGAAAAAAAGUUAAAUUUAAACACUUUUAUUUUAAACUCUGGUAGAGUUGCACAUACUAGCUACAAUGCAAGAUAUAUUUAGCCUAAAAAGGAUAAAGUUCCUGUGCACAGCCUUCCAGGUGCUGGUGAGGUGCAGUCGUCAAUAGAU